This is a messenger RNA of Miscanthus lutarioriparius, 447 nucleotides long. The record is from the annotation of a GenBank genome assembly. NCBI's taxonomy places the organism in Eukaryota, Viridiplantae, Streptophyta, Magnoliopsida, Poales, Poaceae.
AUGGACGCGCAGCCUAACUGGAGAGGUGGGGCGGCGGCGUCUAGGCUCUCGUACAAGAACGCCACCAUCGCCGUGUGCGCCUUUAACCUCCUCCUCCACAACUACUUCUCGUCCUGGACGCGCAUUGCCGGCGGCGACAGGCUCGAUUCCGCUCAGCUUCGGUAUAUAUGGGAAUCUGAGGAGUUGCGUCGUGCUAUGGAGCCUGUGGAUUUGAUCAGAAGAGUGAAGGAAAUAGAGCAAGAAGCUUAUGGUGAGCAUGGCAUGGCGACAGAUGAAGAUCCUAAGCAGACUGCUGCUGUUGAUUUAUCAAAACGGCUGAAGGAUUUAAGGGCGGGGAAUGAUGGCAGUAGCCAAAAAGCUCUUGAAGAAUGGCGUAAACGGAAGAUGGAGCGUGCAAGGCAGCGAGAGAUCGAAAAGAAUGGGACUUCUAGUGCGAAAACUAAAUGA